AUGAAAGCGCGACGAAGUAGGUUCCAGCCCCGUGCGCUCCAUGGCGUGCAGGAAACCGUGGACCUCCAGGCUGAACAGGCGGACAAGGAUGCGAAGGUCCAAAUGAUCGUGUUCAUGAUCACCAUCAUCUUCCCCCUCGCAGGUAAUAAUAAACGUGGCCAACGCUCACCGGCGCAGGAUGCAUUCUCUACGCCUACAGCCGCAACUCUAGGCGGGAUUCCCCCCGUUACAUCUGGGCCUACCGCGCGCUGCAGCUGGGCACUGCUCUCAGCGUCAUCUACAGCUUCAUCAUAUGCUCCUUUCUCCACCACUACCAGCUCCAGUCCCUCAAGGGAGACGUCACUGGGUUCUCGUACACUCAAGGCAGAAUCUGAAUAA
Molecule: messenger RNA, 378 nt
Organism: Babesia bigemina
Lineage: Eukaryota; Apicomplexa; Aconoidasida; Piroplasmida; Babesiidae
Exons: 2
Coding region: 1-378 (125 amino acids)
Source: RefSeq, a predicted model, not a curated record